This is a messenger RNA of Sinocyclocheilus grahami, 1982 nucleotides long. It is a transcript of the gene akt3b, whose product is annotated as v-akt murine thymoma viral oncogene homolog 3b. The coding region runs from base 486 to 1925 and encodes 479 amino acids. Gene Ontology annotation, biological process: protein phosphorylation. The record is from RefSeq and is a predicted model, not a curated record. Gene Ontology annotation, molecular function: protein serine/threonine kinase activity; ATP binding. NCBI's taxonomy places the organism in Eukaryota, Metazoa, Chordata, Actinopteri, Cypriniformes, Cyprinidae. The transcript is spliced from 15 exons.
AUUCGGGCAAAUUCAAGCGCUGGAGACGGGGUGCGCCGUCACCGCGCGUUCUGCAUCGGGUUACGCCAUUCAUCCAGGAUCAUUCGGUUCACCGGCGUAACGAAAAUGAUGGCCACAUCACGGGCGCGCGUGCCUCCGUCUUCCUCAUGACCGACCGGCGGCGGCGGCAGCAGCAGCAUCUGCGUGCGGGUUUGGGUUUGUCUCUUACCGGGCUGGCGUGGAACCGAUCCCACCGUCUGGCGGAGCGUCUGCCAGGCUGAGUCACCACUGGAGUCUGAAGGGUCGCAAGAGAGAGAGAGAGUGAGAGAGUGAAGGAGGAGGCUGAGGCGUUACAUCACAACGUGGCAGAGAAAGUGAGAGGAAGAGUGUGAGAGAACUGGAGAGCAGAGCGAGACGGCCGUAAGGGAGAGCGAGGGAACAGGACAGAUCCGCCAGCAGGAAGUCGAGCACUGGACUGACCCUUGAACUCUGACCUCAGAGCCAACAUGAACGACCAGAACGUAGUGAAAGAGGGAUGGGUGCAGAAAAGAGGUGAAUACAUUAAGAACUGGAGACCGCGGUACUUCCUGUUAAAGACGGAUGGGUCGUUUAUUGGAUAUAAGGAGAAGCCACAAGAUGCCGAUCUGGCAUAUCCGCUCAACAACUUCUCUGUGGCCAAGUGCCAGCUGAUGAAGACGGAGAGACCGAAGCCCAACACCUUCAUCAUCCGGUGUCUGCAGUGGACCACUGUGAUCGAGCGCACGUUUCACGUGGACACGCCUGACGAGAGGGAUGAGUGGGUCGAGGCCAUUCAGAUGGUGGCAGACAAGCUGGCCAAACAAGAAGAGGAAGGAAUCCUGUGUAGCCCCAUCUCUCAGAUCGAAAACGUCAACGAGGAAGAGAUGGACACGUCAACCAGUCAUCACAAACGAAAGACAAUGAAUGACUUUGACUAUCUGAAGCUGCUGGGUAAAGGCACAUUUGGGAAGGUGAUUCUGGUGCGAGAGAAAGCCAGCGGCACAUAUUAUGCAAUGAAGAUCCUGAAAAAGGAGGUUAUUAUUGCCAAGGAUGAAGUUGCUCACACGCUCACCGAGAGCAGAGUUCUGAAGAACACUAGGCAUCCCUUUCUAACUUCACUGAAGUACUCAUUUCAGACGAAGGAUCGUUUAUGUUUUGUUAUGGAGUACGUGAAUGGAGGAGAGCUGUUUUUUCAUUUGUCGAGAGAGCGCGUAUUUUCAGAGGAUAGAACCCGUUUCUACGGCGCUGAAAUCGUUUCUGCGUUGGAUUACUUGCACUCUGCGAAGAUUGUUUACCGUGACCUGAAGCUGGAAAACCUGAUGUUGGAUAAGGACGGUCACAUAAAGAUCACUGAUUUCGGCCUGUGUAAGGAGGGCAUCACAGACACGGCCACCAUGAAAACGUUCUGCGGGACCCCGGAGUAUCUGGCCCCUGAGGUUUUGGAGGACAAUGAUUACGGGAGAGCGGUGGACUGGUGGGGUCUGGGAGUCGUUAUGUAUGAGAUGAUGUGUGGACGCCUGCCCUUUUAUAAUCAGGACCAUGAGAAGCUGUUUGAACUGAUUCUGAUGGAAGAGAUCAAGUUUCCCAGAACCCUCUCUGCAGACGCCAAGUCUUUACUGUCUGGAUUACUCAUCAAAGACCCCAAUAAGAGGCUCGGAGGAGGUCCGGAUGAUGCUAAGGAAAUCAUGAGACACAGUUUCUUCACUACAGUGGACUGGCAGGACGUCUAUGACAAAAAGCUGGUACCGCCGUUCAUGCCGCAGGUCUCGUCUGAAACCGACACCAGGUAUUUCGACGAGGAGUUCACGGCGCAGACUAUCACCAUCACCCCUCCGGAGAAGUACGACGAGGACGGGAUGGACUCGGCUGAUAGCGAACGGAGACCACAUUUCCCACAAUUCUCGUAUUCGGCCAGCGGGCGGGAGUGACCGUCAUCAAAUAACGCCAUUUAAGGAGCCAUCCUAGAAAGAGCCCCCUCUCUCUCU